This is a messenger RNA of Rhodamnia argentea, 749 nucleotides long. RefSeq lists its product as uncharacterized. Bases 109 to 471 code for a protein of 120 amino acids. The record is from RefSeq and is a predicted model, not a curated record. The transcript has 2 exons. NCBI's taxonomy places the organism in Eukaryota, Viridiplantae, Streptophyta, Magnoliopsida, Myrtales, Myrtaceae.
GCAAUUAAUAGACAGUGAUGUUUGAGUUUCUUGUGGUGAUACGGUGUCCAUGGAAGCCCGAUAUGACUUUCGGAAAAGACAAUCAGCAAACAUAAAUCCAAUUACUCGAUGUGGACAAGUACCGGAAUCAUCACCAUCGUGUUAGCCGAGGGCAAAUCGGAGUCCCAUAUGCAACAAGAAAUAGUGCAAAGCAAGAAGAUAUCGAUGGCAGGGACUAGUCUAGCAAAUGCCGCUUUAUCUGUGCUCGGGGGGUGGCCUUAUGGGAAACAUAUGGAUAAGAACACUAAUAACCAGUCCUCAUUCCAAAUGCUGCUGCACUACCCUAGGUACAAGAAGAAAGACUGCAAGAAUAUGCCCGAGUGGAAGUUGGAUUGCCUCCUGAAUGAGUAUGGUUUGCCUGUGUCUGGUGAUGUCAACCAUAAGAGGAAGUUUGCCAUGGGGGCUUUCCUUUGGCCAUCGCAGGAAGAGUAAAACAUGUUGUAUGGUUGUAUGGUGUUGUGACUGGCUAUUAGCAAGAGGAUUGCUAAAUGCUAAUAAUCAUUUGACAGUUUAGUUUGGUUUGGUUACUAUAUUCUGUCUCCUAAUGUAUGAAUGUAUGUAUCUAUCAGUGGUGUGAUUUUUAUUUUAACAUGAAGCACCAGCUUCUGUACUUUAUUCACUUGCUAUUAUGAAUUUCUGUGAUAUAACUUGAAACAAAACUUCAUGCGGUAUCCAAUUAAACCGACAUUAUCUCUUGAUUAUGCACUUAA